Closterium sp. NIES-65 is the source of this 729-nucleotide messenger RNA. Lineage: Eukaryota; Viridiplantae; Streptophyta; Zygnematophyceae; Desmidiales; Closteriaceae. The record is from the annotation of a GenBank genome assembly.
AUGGCGGCACCAACGAAGAGUCUUCGCUUCGUUUUCGUCCUCGCCCUAACCUUCGUAUGUCUGUCCUCUCUCCACGCGGCGGCAGCAUCGGGCCGUCCCGAUGACCCCAAGAUCAACGCGAAUGCGGCUCUGCAGACCCCCCGCAGACUGGCGGAACGUUACGACAUGGCGACUGCUGCAAAUUCGGUGAACCUGGACAAGGCGCGCGGCUUGGAGGAGGAGGAGGAGGAAUUGCCCUCCCACUUGGGGGGAGGGGCAGACUCGUCUGCAAAUUUGGUGAAAGUGGACAAGGCGCGCGGCGGCGUGGAGGAGAAGGAGGAAGAGGGCGCGCACUGGGCCAUGGGGGCUACCACGAAUGUCCCCGCGGGUAACCACGCGGCUGACCAGGUGGCUGAUCGCGUGGCUGAACCCGUGGCAGACUCAAACGCCGAGGCUGUCAGAGACGCGGCCGGCUAUGUUGUCAACAACCCGGGUAAGACUCUGACGAAGAGCGCGUCGGACUUGACGCGCAGCGCGGGGAGGAUCGCGCACAAAGCGGUGAUCGAGCACGGGCAUGAAGUGUUAGCGAAUACGGCUGCGGGGCUCGUUGUUGGCGGAGUGGCGGGGGGACUGAUGGCGGGAAGCGGAACGAUUGCGCGCCACGCACACGCCGCGACGAUGGAGGAGAUUGGGAGCUUUGGCGCGAAGGCCGCGGGAGUAGCGCACCUGCCAGUGUUGGGGCAGCCAUAG